ACUCCCACUUCAGCUGCGAGCUAUGUCUGAGGAAGCCGCAGAAGAAACUUUGACCACUUCAGUUGUUAGCCUAGCAGCGGAGACACACAUCUCCUUUAUUGUUUACCAGUCCCGUAUUUAUUCGACUAGCCCGUUUAAAAAGAUGUGGUUUAUUUAUUUACUCAGCUGGUUGUCGCUGGUGGUGCAGAUAUGUUUCGUUACUCUCGCUAUCGCUGCAGGCCUGUAUUACCUGGCAGAGUUAAUAGAGGAGUACACAGUCGCCACCAGUCGCAUUAUAAAAUAUAUUAUUAUGUUCUCCACAGCAGUGCUGGUGGGACUCUAUCUGUUUGAGGGCUUCCCCACGCUCAUGAUCGGAGUGGGUCUCUUCACCAACCUUGUUUACUUCGGUCUGCUUCAGACGUUUCCAUAUAUCAUGCUGACCUCGCCAAACUUCAUCCUGUCAUGUGCACUGGUUGUGUUCAACCACUAUAUGGCCUUCCAGUAUUUUGCGGAGGAGUACUAUCCUUUCUCUGAGGUUCUAGCGUACUUCACUGUAUGUCUGUGGGUGAUUCCAUUCUCCUUUUUCGUUUCUCUCUCUGCUGGGGAAAAUGUUCUUCCAUCCACUAUGCAGCAGGGAGACGAUGUGGUGUCAAAUUAUUUCACUAAAGGCAAGCGGGGCAAGCGCUCGGGCAUCCUGCUCAUCUUCUCUUUCCUGAAGGAGGCCGUUUUGCCAAGCCGACAGAAGAUGUACUGAUGAAGCGGUUCAUAUGAGCAUCGGACGGAGGGGUUUGGGAGGGUUUGUUCAGGCCACCGGCCCCUUUCAGUGGACAGCUUGUUUUUGUGGGAGAAUCGAUGAUCAUGAGAUUGAAUCUGUAGCCGAGGGAGAGGACCAGAUCAGAACAAACGCACAUAAACCCUCGAAUGAACUUACCUGUCUGUUGUUUCAUGUCCAGAGUUGCCAGCUAAUUUCUUCUUAGGCGUCUAAAGACAUGAAAGGACACGAGAAGUCUUUCAUUCGUAAAGGCUUGAUCUUCUGUCUAUACGUGGAUGAUUGUGGAAGGGGCUUCGGCUUCUCUAGAGGCUCCUGCUGAUUUUCUUCUAAUCGCAUCACUUCGAAAGCCAAUUCGCUCAUGAAUGAAUUAAUGUGUCUGGAUUUUUUGUUCACAUUUCAAAGAAAUGUUUUACCCUGAAUCCAGUGUUUGUUUCGCUCACUCUUCGUCACGUCUUACACUACAACGUAUUUGUUUAAGGUUAGACUUUAAGCAAGCCAUUUUUUAAUAACCUGAUGUUGAGUCAGUUUCAGUAAGGAUUUGUUUGUGUUGAUUUAUAAAUCCAUUUUAUAUCAGCUGGUGGUGUGACAAGCAAAGAAAAGCUCUUUUUAGGGUAAAAUGUUGCUUUAAAUACUGCAGUCAUGAGAGCCAUAGUGUUGGCCAUGCUUAAUUUGUGUGCUGUACAGGAGUAUAAUAAAAUUCAGUUGUAUGAGUUUUUGAAAGGUAAACGUUGUCAUGUACAAAUGAGGAUCUGAUGCAUCGUGGGUGAAUCUCAGAAUCAGAAACAGAUCGACAGAAGA
Molecule: messenger RNA, 1549 nt
Organism: Sinocyclocheilus rhinocerous
Lineage: Eukaryota; Metazoa; Chordata; Actinopteri; Cypriniformes; Cyprinidae
Gene: tex261
Product: testis expressed 261
Exons: 6
Coding region: 23-733 (236 amino acids)
Biological process (GO): endoplasmic reticulum to Golgi vesicle-mediated transport
Cellular component (GO): Golgi membrane; endoplasmic reticulum membrane; COPII-coated ER to Golgi transport vesicle
Molecular function (GO): COPII receptor activity
Source: RefSeq, a predicted model, not a curated record